Folsomia candida is the source of this 608-nucleotide messenger RNA. RefSeq lists its product as uncharacterized. The record is from RefSeq and is a predicted model, not a curated record. NCBI's taxonomy places the organism in Eukaryota, Metazoa, Arthropoda, Collembola, Entomobryomorpha, Isotomidae. The transcript has 4 exons. The coding region runs from base 37 to 429 and encodes 130 amino acids.
UCAAGACAUCUUUUUUAGUAAUAACACUUUGCAGAUAUGCAGGUUAAUAUUUUUCUCACGUUAUUGUUCAUCGUAGUUGCAGAAGAUGUAUACUUUAGAGAUGUGGACGGGAAGGAGUAUGAUGGGUGGGGACGCGCCAUUCCCCCAGGUUUAACAGCUUCAAAGCUGGAAGGUGACAAAACAGUAUGGGUACACCAAUUAAUGGGAAUAAUUGAAAACACUUGCAUGACAGAAAGAAAAAGAACCAAAGAUGAACUGGGCGUUUUCGAUGAGACUAUUUACACUACAAAAAUCACAGAACAAAAAAAGUUUUAUACGCGCAAGGGGUUUCCUAAUAUUGGAAACACCCUUUUUGACUGGUGUGUAAAAGGCGUCCUAUCGGGGGUUGAUGCAGCCGUACAGGAUUUACAGAAGAUUCCACAGAAGUAACGUCAUUAGAAAUGAAGCUAUUAUAAUAAUUGCAAGAAUUGGUAAAAAUGAUAAUAAAAUAUGUUUUUUCUGGCUAUAAUUGUAAGAAUUUUUCUGCUAAACAUUCCCACUGCGUGAUCCCAUCGACGUUAUCAUGUAUUGAAGCAAAGAUAGAUUUGGUUGAUGAUCUAUUUGAGGCA